Messenger RNA from Plenodomus lingam JN3, 1650 nucleotides. RefSeq lists its product as uncharacterized. Lineage: Eukaryota; Fungi; Ascomycota; Dothideomycetes; Pleosporales; Leptosphaeriaceae. Gene Ontology annotation, biological process: transmembrane transport. Gene Ontology annotation, cellular component: plasma membrane. The record is from RefSeq and is a predicted model, not a curated record. Gene Ontology annotation, molecular function: transmembrane transporter activity.
AUGCCUCUAGGCAUCCUUCCAGACACCAAGCUCGAGCAUGUCCCCGGCACCGCACCCCUGAGCGAGCUGGGGCGCACGGAUUUGGAAAUCGCAGGCAGUGGGAUUGAUAGGGGCUUAUUGAAGCAUGAUGCCAGUGGGACGAUUGUGUUGGUGCCGCAGCCGAGUGACAGUGUGGAUGAUCCGUAUAAUUGGUCGCGGUGGAAGAAGGAGAUGUUCACCUUGGUCAUUGCGUAUGGGUGUGGUUGUGUCGGUGCUGUAGGACCACUGCUGACACCAGCUUUCGUCCCUUUGGCAACUGAAUUCGGCGUUCCACUACAACGCUUCACACUAGGCUGCAACGGGUCUCUCAUCAUCGCCAUAGCUGUCGGAUCCCUCCUCGGCAAUACUCUCGCCGUCAAAAUUGGCAAACGCCCCGUCUACCUAGUCACCACCGUCGGCCUUGCAGUGACAUGUUUCUGGGCCGCAGAGUCAACAUCCUUUGGCUCCCUGACCGCAGCCCGCACCAUCCAAGGCUUCUGCAUGGCACCCUUCGAGGCCCUCAUCCCUGCCUCCGUAGGCGACAUCUGGCACGUCCAUGAACGCGGGUUCCGCAUGGCGAUUUUCAACCUCGGAGUGCUGGGCGGGAUUAACCUCGCGGGCCCGAUUGCAGGCAGCGUGAUUCAGUAUGGCAGUUAUAGGAUUGCCAUGCAUGCCAUGGGUGGCGCGUUUGUGGUCAUGUUGAUCAUGGUGGUGUUGUGGAUGCCUGAGAGCGCCUUCAAGAGGAGGGAUGCGCUGAACAUCGAUACUAGCUCGCAUAUGGUUGACGCUGGGCAGCAAGAAAAGGAAAAGACCAUUGAGCACGUUGAGCAUGAUGGGACGGCUGCGACGGAUGGCAUGAGUUCAGAUGUGCCCAUGUCGUACAGCAAGAGCCUUAUGCCAUGGUCCGGUUAUUGGGACCAUGUCUCCUUCUGGCGAACCUUGUUACGACCGUUUGUCGUGUUCGCGAGUCCAAUUGUCAUGUGGGCGACACUGUUGUUCACAGUCUGCAUUUCCUGGCUCGUCUUGAUCUCAAUCACGUUGUCUCAGAUCUUCUCAGCGCCACCGUACAACUUCUCGGUCAGCGCAGUCGGCGCAACAAAUGUCUCUUCUUUCGUAGCAUCAGUAUUUGCUACAGUUGUAGCAGGUCCAAUCAUCGAUGGCGUAGCCAAGUGGAUGUCAACUCGGAAUGGUGGAACCUUUGAACCCGAAUUCCGCCUUCCAGUAAUGAUAAGCUACCUGGUCUUGACGGCAACUGGCUUCUUUGCCUGGGGCCACUCGCUUUCGGUUCAAGAUCCCUGGGCUGUCCCAGUGAUCGUCUGCCUGGGUUUGAUCAACCUCGGCGUGCAACUGGGUACCACUUCAGUCGUCACCUACGUCUCAGACUCCCACCGCGAGCAAGCCGCCGAAGCCUUCGCCAUUAUGAACUUCAUCAAGAACAUAUUCGCGUUUGGACUGACUCUAUAUGUGAACGAUUGGAUUGCCGUACAAGGCGUACGCAAUUCUUUCUAUGUAAUCGGAGGAACAACAAUAGCUGUGACUUUGACGACGAUACCAAUGUAUAUCUGGGGAAAGAGAGCGAGGAGUUGGGUGAAGAGGACAGGGGUAUUGGACAGUGUUUUGAAAGCCGAGUAG